GACAGUCUGAAGUCAACACAGCGUUGUUCGUCAGUCAACACUCCACUGUGACUUUGUUGAUUUCUAGAACUUCAAAGCUCGUAGCUCACCUGCUUCUUAACUCAAAGCUCAACUCGGCGCAAUAAGCUCAGGAUUUACCGGUACCAUAAGCUCCCACCUCAUCCGCGUGAAUUAACUCACAUCUUACCUGCGCGAUAACAUCAGAGCUUACCUGGGACAUAAACUCAGAGCUCACCGGCGUACCAUUAGCUCAGGAUUCCCAGGUAUCGUAAGCUCCUAGCUUACCUUCGCCAAUUAUCUCAGAGCUUACUUGCACGAUAAGCUCAUAUCUUACACCACCAGAGCUCAGAUAGCACCCGCUACAUAAACUCCGAACUCACCCACACCUUAAGCUCAGAGCUAACCUGCAGCACGUCAUGCCACCGACGCCUGCAACUGUACAGAGCUCACGAUGAAUCCCUACCUGGUUGAGGACUCGACCCUGCUCAGCGUCGUGACCAACCUCUCGACGUCCGCCCUCUACCGCAGCCAUGAGAAGCCUCUCACCUGCAACACGUCUGACGAGUACAUCCAGUUCUACAACACGGCCAGGUACAUCACCGGGCUCAUCGUCUACCCCAUCGGAUGCAUCGUCGGCAUCGCUGGAAACAUCCUGGCACUGAUCGUGUUUCAACACCGCGACAUGCGGACCUCAACCAACGUGUAUCUCUCCUCUCUGGCGGUAUCCGACACCAUCAAGCUCCUUAACGAUGCCUUAUACUUCAUGAUCGUCGCCAUCGCUCUCAAAGAAUCUGACCUAGCCGAAGAAAUGAUGAGCAGUCUCUACCCGGUCGCGCAUUACGUUUUCAACAUGUCCGUCUGCGUGACGGCCUGGCUAACCGUCAGCGUGGCUGUGGAACGCUACAUUGCCGUCUGCUACCCAUCCCGCGCUAAAGAACUCUGCACGACCCGGCGCGCGAAACUCAUUUGCACGUUCGUCUUCAUCAUCAUGAUCGUCAUCACCAUCCCCGCCGCGCUGAAAUACGAGAUGAAAACAGUCUUCGAUAGUUCCAUCAACCAGACUUGUUCUUUAAUAGUUCCCACGACGUUCGGGAACAACAAAGCCUUUUAUGUUCCCUACGUCUGGAUACACAAUUCACUCCGGGGGAUAGUUCCCGUGUUUAUUCUCGUCUUCCUGAACAUUAGCAUCAUUAACGAACUUCGGAAAGAAAGGGUUAAAGGGAAAAAGUUCACCUCCAGAAACCGAAUCACACUCAUGCUGAUUGCUAUUGUGUUCAUGUUCAUUGUGUGUAUCACCCCAGACGCCAUCUUGUCCACGUUUUUCGGGAAGGGCUACGUGGACGAGGACAACUUGGUGAAGGGCGUCAGGGAGAUCACGGACGCCCUCCUGCACGUCAACUCCGCCUGCAGCUUCAUGCUCUACUGCUCCCUGAGCAUCGUGUUCAGGACAACUUUCAUCAAGAUUUUCUGCAAGUUUCUAGACAGGCACCCGGAGCCAGAAGCGAUCCACCUCAAUCGCAAGACUACCUCUCAGAGACAGCCGGAAGCGGUUCACGAGAACCCGGAUGUUGUCCGGGUCAACGGGUGUACCCCGGCCCCUGGGGAAGACCCCCCUUGUCGGGAGGAUUAUUUGUGAGGGCGCCCAACCAAGUCCGAUAAAUGUGUAAUUCAUUUCUUCCACUUUUAAGCUCUGAGUGUAUUAUAAAGUCUUUCAACGAUUCGGGAAAGAGUACAUUCAGGAAAGGUCAAAUUCAGGCUACCAUUCAAUUGUAUAUUGGCGUUCAGUUUGAAACGUUCACAUGUAAAAACAAACUAUAAUGUACAAAAUGUGUUUUUCCUCCCAGCAUGGGGUGUUAUAACCCAAACCUGACAUGAAAGAUAAAAAAAUAUUAUAAGUGUGUUUUUCAAUUUUAAAAUUGUUAAGUCUAUUCAAACGUAUUACGUUGUUUUUAAAUGUGUAUCGUCCAUAUUUUCACAUCUUGUUAAAACUUUUUGCAGUUAUAUUUUGACAAAUGGCGUAUUUUAUUUAAAAAUGUAUUUUACAAAUCACAUAAGUUUCUCUACUUAGUAUAUAACUUCCCAUUUUGAAAAGUAUUAUUUUUUUGUUUAUUUUAGGUAGCCUGCCAAUCAUUGUUACAACUUAAUGAGCCAGAAGUUGGAACUUAUGAUGGAACGUUGCUCAUAUUAUAAAACUUUAAGGGUCAGGGCCUGGGAACUAUAUGUGAGGGGUAGGGUACACAAGUGCUGUGUUAUUUACAAGUCUCCGGCUGUUUAGAAU
This is a messenger RNA of Physella acuta, 2278 nucleotides long. RefSeq names its product nociceptin receptor-like. Gene Ontology annotation, cellular component: membrane. NCBI's taxonomy places the organism in Eukaryota, Metazoa, Mollusca, Gastropoda, Physidae. Gene Ontology annotation, molecular function: G protein-coupled receptor activity. Gene Ontology annotation, biological process: G protein-coupled receptor signaling pathway. The record is from RefSeq and is a predicted model, not a curated record.